AUGGAGAUGUAUGGGGUGUCAAUUCCCAAAAUGGAUUGGGAAAGCACGAACUUACCUCAAGCCUGGGAUAAGUUUCAAAGGGACACCGAACUAGUGUUCUCUGGGCCCCUAAAGAACAAAAGUGACGAAGAGAAAGCGUCGUACGUCCUUCUUUGGGUCGGAGACAAAGGAAGGGAUAUUCGCCAGACGUGGACGACAAUUAGCGAGACUGACGCUAAAAAGCCGGCAACGUUUUUUAAGAAAUUCAAGGAAUACGUCCAGCCGAAACUUAACCCGAUAUUUGCCAGGUUCAAGUUUAACAACAUAGUUCAAGGUGCUGACAAUUUUGAAUCAUUCGUUACAAAACUGAGAUUAGCGGCGACAGAUUGCCAGUUUACCAGCUCAGACGAAAUGAUUCGCGAUCGGAUCGUUUUUGGAAUUUCGUCGGCCAAACUGCGCGAGAAGCUUAUUAACGAAGGAGAGAAACUGUCGCUGGACAAAGCUGUUCAAAUAGCACAGAACUUUGAAUACGCCAGAGAGCAGAUGCGAACCAUGACGACGACUUCCGGCGAAGAAGCCCAUUCUUCAGCUGUAUACCAGGUGCGGCGGCACCCAAAUGAGCGAUACCGGAAGUACCAGCCAGAGAGACCAGCUGCGGCGUAUAAGCCGAGGGACGACAACAAAAACUGUGGUAAUUGUGGAAACAAACAUUCAAGGACAGCCAACUGCCCUGCAAAGGGAAAACAAUGCCAUGCGUAUAAAAAGUGGAACCACUUUGCACAAAUGUGUCGUACAAAUGAGGUGACCAAAAGGGUAAACGAACUGAGAGUGGAUUAUGAAUCAAGUUGUGAAUCAGACGACGAUGCAUUCUAUGUGGACACCGUGAAAACAGCAGGUAAGUUGGUUUCACAAGCCCAUGCCACUGUUAUCAUUGGCCCCGUCAAGAAACCUAUAAAGUUCAAAAUUGACACAGGCUCUAUGGUGAACAUUUUGCCUAACAAUGUUUACAGGCAGCUUAAAGUUCACGGCCCCUUAUCAAUAGCAUCACACAAGCUGACCUCUUACACUGGGGAUUCUCUGAAAGUACUCGGCACAGUAGACUUGCCAUGUGGCUACAAAGAGCACAUGGUAACAGCCACUUUUUACAUUGUAGAAACAAAUUCCCAACCUCUACUCUCGCUGACUACGUCUGUUGACUUAGAGCUCAUCAAACUGACAUACGCUGUCGAUAAAUCGUCCUCUAAACAUGACAUUGUGACAGAAUAUAAUGACAUUUUUCAAGGUGUUGGUCUCCUUCCAGGUAAAUGUCAAUUACACCUGCGAAAAGAUGCAAUUCCCGUAGUAAACGCUACUAGACGGGUACCGUAUGCAAUAAAAGACAAACUCAGACAGGAGUUAGAUCAAAUGGAACAAGAAUCGAUCAUUUGCAAGGUCACAGAGCCAACAGAAUGGGUCAAUUCUCUUGUUUGUGUAGAGAAACCCCAAACUGGCAAAUUACGCAUUUGUAUAGACCCUAAACACUUAAACGAAGCCCUACUGCGACCUCACUAUCCAAUGAGAACACUUGAAGAAGUGACCUCUGACAUCUCAGGUGCUCGCUACUUCUCUGUGUUGGAUGCCAAAUCAGGUUACUGGAGUAUCGAGUUGACAGAAGAGUCUUCAUACAUGUGCACAUUUGGCAGUCCAUUCGGACGGUAUAGAUUUCUUAGACUUCCUUUUGGAAUCAAAUCAAGUCAAGACGAAUUCCAAAGACGAAUGGACGAGUGUUUAGAGGGUCUCACUGGUGUAAAAUGCAUUGUUGAUGACAUUCUUGUUCAUGGAAAAACGCUAGAGGAACAUGACACUAACUUACGCAACGUACUAGGACGAUGUAGAGAAACGGGCAUUCGACUCAAUCCUGACAAAUCCAAAAUCGGACUGACGAAGUCCCGUACUUUGGUCAUAUUCUUACAUCCGACGGACUCAAACCAGACCCUGACAAAGUGGCAUCCAUCCUACAAAUGA
Mya arenaria is the source of this 1983-nucleotide messenger RNA. RefSeq lists its product as uncharacterized. Bases 1 to 1983 code for a protein of 660 amino acids. NCBI's taxonomy places the organism in Eukaryota, Metazoa, Mollusca, Bivalvia, Myida, Myidae. The transcript has a single exon. The record is from RefSeq and is a predicted model, not a curated record.